Chroicocephalus ridibundus (black-headed gull) is the source of this 7628-nucleotide messenger RNA. It is a transcript of the gene PTPRU, whose product is annotated as protein tyrosine phosphatase receptor type U. Gene Ontology annotation, cellular component: membrane. Bases 32 to 4384 code for a protein of 1450 amino acids. NCBI's taxonomy places the organism in Eukaryota, Metazoa, Chordata, Aves, Charadriiformes, Laridae. Gene Ontology annotation, molecular function: protein tyrosine phosphatase activity; protein binding. Gene Ontology annotation, biological process: protein dephosphorylation. The transcript is spliced from 32 exons. The record is from RefSeq and is a predicted model, not a curated record.
CCCCCCCCCCUCCGGUGCUACCGGUCGCACCAUGCGAAGCGCCCGGGCGCUGCUGCUCGCCCUCGCCCUGCGGGUCUGCGCGUUGGACACCGAGACCCCCGCCGCCGGCUGCACCUUCGAGGAGGACGGGGACCCGAACCAGUGCGAGUACAGCCAGGGCGAGGACGAUGACUUCAGCUGGGAGCUCGUCCGCAGCUACAUGAUGCCACACCUGAUGGCUGACCUGCCUCACGGCUCUUACCUGAUGGUGAACUCCUCGCAGCACGCCCCGGGCCAGAAAGCUCACCUGCUCUUCCAGGCGCUGAGCGAGAAUGACACCCACUGCCUCCAGUUCAGCUACUUCAUGUACAGCCGGGACGGCCACAGCCCCGGCACCCUCAGCGCCUACGUCCGGGUGACAGGGGGCCCGGUGGGUAGCGCCGUCUGGAACGCCUCCGGCUCCCAUGGCCGCCAGUGGCACCAGGCGGAGUUGGCCGUCAGCUUGUUCUGGCCCAGCGAGUACCAGGUCCUCUUCGAGGCGGUGGUCUCCAGCGAGCGCAGGGGUUAUCUUGGCUUGGAUGACAUUUUGCUCUUGAAUUAUCCGUGCUCGAAAGCUCCUCAUUUCUCCCGCCUGGGCGAUGUGGAGGUCAACGCGGGACAGAAUGCCACCUUCCAGUGUGUGGCCGCCGGCAAAGCCGCUGAGGCCGAGCGGUUCCUCAUGCAGAGGCAGAGCGGCGAGGUGGUCCCCGCCGCCUCCGUGAAGCACAUCAGCCACCGGCGCUUCCUGGCCACCUUCCAGCUGGACGAGGUGUCCAAGGAGGAGCAGGACCUCUACCGCUGCGUCACCCAGUCCAGCCGCGGCUCGGGCGUCUCCAACUUCGCCGAGCUCAUCGUGAAAGAGCCCCCCACACCCAUCGCACCCCCCCAGCUGCUCCGGGCUGGCUCCACCUACCUCAUCAUCCAGCUCAACACCAACUCCAUCAUCGGCGACGGCCCUAUCGUGCGCAAGGAGAUCGAGUACCGCAUGACCUCAGGGCCCUGGUCGGAGGUCCAUGCUGUCAACAUGCAGACCUACAAGCUCUGGCACCUGGAUCCGGACACCGAGUACGAGAUCAGCGUCCUGCUCACCCGGCCCGGCGAGGGGGGCACCGGCAAACCGGGGCCGCCCCUCAUCAGCCGCACCAAGUGUGCAGAGCCCAUGCGGGCCCCCAAAGGCCUGGCUUUCUCCGAAAUCCAGUCCAGGCAGCUGACCUUGCAGUGGGAGCCGCUGGGUUACAACCUGACCCGCUGUCACACCUACACCGUCUCGCUCUGCUACCGCUAUUUCGUGGGCACCGGCCACAACCAAACCUUCCGGGAGUGCGUGAAGAUGGAGCGUAACGCCAACCGCUACACCAUCAAAAACCUCCUGCCCUACAAGAACAUCCACGUCAAGCUCAUCCUCUCCAACCCCGAGGGUCGCAAGGAGGGCAAGGAGGUGGUUUUCCAGACGGAUGAGGAUGUGCCCGGUGGCAUCGCCUCCGAGUCCCUCACCUUCACCCCGCUGGAGGACAUGAUAUUUCUGAAGUGGGAGGAACCAGUGGAGCCCAAUGGCCUCAUCACACAGUAUGAGAUCAGCUACCAGAGCAUCGAAUCCUCCGACCCGGCGGUCAACGUGCCCGGCCCGCGACGCACCGUCUCCAAGCUACGCAACGAGACCUACCACGUCUUCUCCAACCUCCACCCCGGCACCACCUACCUCUUCUCAGUCCGGGCCCGCACCGGCAAGGGCUUUGGCCAGACGGCGCUCACCGAGAUCACCACCAACAUCUCCGCUCCCACCUUUGACUACGGGGACAUGCCGUCGCCGCUGAGCGAGUCGGAGAGCACCAUCACGGUGCUGCUGCGGCCAGCGCAGGGCAGAGGGGCUCCCAUCAGCACCUACCAGGUCAUUGUGGAAGAAGACCGGCCCAAGAAGCUCAAACGGGAGCUGGGUGGGCAGGAGUGUUUCCCGGUGCCGCUCACCUUUGACGACGCCAUGUCCCGUGGCUCCGUGCACUACUUUGGGGCCGAGCUGCCCGCCAGCAGCCUCACCGAAGCCAAACCCUUCACCGUGGGGGACAACCAGACCUACAGUGGCUACUGGAACCCGCCGCUGGAGCCCAAGAAGGCGUAUCUCAUCUACUUCCAAGCCAUGAGCAACCUCAAAGGGGAAACCCGGCUGAACUGCGUCCGGAUCGCCCGCAAAGCCGCCUGCAAAGAGAGCAAGCGUCCCCUGGAGGUGUCGCAGCACUCGGAAGAGAUGGGCCUGAUCCUGGGGAUCUGUGCCGGAGGCCUCAUCGUCCUGAUUAUCCUCCUGGGAGCCAUCAUCAUCGUCAUUCGGAAAGGGAGGAACUACUAUUCUUAUUCCUAUUACCCAAAACCCGUCAACAUGACCAAAGCCACCAUCAACUACCGCCACGAGAAGACGCACAUGAUGAGCGCCAUCGACAGGAGCUUCACCGACCAGAGCACACUGCAGGAGGACGAGCGCCUGGGGCUCUCCUUCAUGGACACCCACAACUACAGCAACCGGGGCGACCAGCGCAGCAGCGUGGUCAACGAGUCCAGCAGCCUGCUGGGGGGCUCCCCCCGCCGCCAGUGCGGCCGCAAAGGGUCCCCGUAUCACACCGGGCAGCUCCAUCCCGCCGUCCGGGUGGCAGAUCUCCUCCAGCACAUCAACCAGAUGAAGACGGCGGAAGGCUACGGCUUCAAGCAGGAGUACGAGAGUUUCUUUGAAGGCUGGGAUGCUUCAAAGAAGAAAGACAAGACCAAAGGGAGACAGGAGCACAUCUCCACAUACGACCGGCACCGAGUGAAGCUGCACCCGCUGCUGGGUGAUCCCAACUCGGACUACAUCAACGCCAACUACAUUGACAUUCGGAUUAACCGAGAAGGCUACCACAGGUCCAACCACUUCAUAGCCACACAAGGGCCCAAGCAGGAGAUGGUGUACGACUUCUGGCGCAUGGUGUGGCAGGAGCACUGUUCCAGCAUCGUGAUGAUAACCAAGCUGGUGGAGGUGGGCCGGGUGAAAUGCUCCAAAUACUGGCCGGAUGACUCCGAGAUGUACGGGGACAUCAAGAUCACCCUGGUGAAGUCGGAGACGCUGGCCGAGUACGCCGUCCGCACCUUCGCUCUGGAGAGGCGGGGCUACUCGGCCCGGCACGAGGUGAAGCAGUUCCACUUCACGUCGUGGCCCGAGCACGGUGUCCCCUACCACGCCACGGGGCUGCUGGCCUUCAUCCGCAGGGUGAAGGCGUCCACGCCGCCUGACGCCGGCCCCAUCGUCAUCCACUGCAGUGCCGGCACGGGGAGAACUGGCUGCUACAUCGUCCUGGACGUUAUGUUGGACAUGGCUGAGUGCGAAGGCGUCGUGGACAUCUACAACUGCGUGAAGACCCUGUGCUCGCGGAGGAUCAACAUGAUACAGACGGAGGAGCAGUACGUCUUCAUUCACGACGCCAUCCUGGAAGCCUGCCUGUGCGGGGAGACCAGCAUCCCCGCCAACGAGUUCAAACCCACCUACAAGGAGAUGGUGAGGAUAGAGCCGCAGAGCAACUCCUCACAGCUGCGGGAGGAGUUUCAGACCCUGAACUCGGUGACUCCCCACCUGGACGUGGAGGAGUGCAGCAUCGCCCUCCUGCCCCGCAACCGGGAGAGGAACCGCAGCAUGGACGUCCUGCCGCCCGACCGAUGCCUUCCCUUCCUCAUCUCCGUGGACGGAGACAGCAACAACUACAUCAACGCGGCCUUAACCGAUAGCUACACCAAGAGCGCUGCCUUCAUCGUCACCCUGCACCCGCUGCAGAACACCACCACCGACUUCUGGCGGUUGGUGUAUGACUACGGCUGCACCUCCAUCGUCAUGCUCAACCAGCUCAACCAGUCCAACUCCGCCUGGCCCUGUUUGCAGUACUGGCCCGAACCAGGGCUCCAGCAGUACGGCCCGAUGGAGGUGGAGUACAUUUCCGGAGCGGCGGAUGAGGACAUCGUGUCCCGUCUCUUCCGAGUCCAGAACAUCACACGGUUGCAGGAGGGGCACCUGAUGGUCCGGCAUUUCCAGUACCUGCGGUGGUCACCCUAUCGAGACACCCCGGACUCCAAGAAAUCCUUCCUGCACCUCUUGGCCCAAGUGGAGAGGUGGCAGAAGGAGAGUGGCGAUGGCAGGACCGUGGUGCACUGCCUGAAUGGAGGUGGCCGGAGCGGCACCUUCUGUGCCUCCACCAUGAUCCUGGAGAUGAUCAAGUGUCACAACAUGGCAGAUGUUUUCUAUGCUGCAAAGACCCUCCGCAACUACAAGCCAAAUAUGGUAGAGACCUUGGAGCAGUAUCAUUUUUGCUAUGACAUAGCACUGGAAUAUCUGGAGUCGCUGGAGACCAGAUAGCACCUCGCCAGGAGAGCGGCAGCAAGGGCUUGCGCAGGGGUCGCGCCAACCGUGCGUUUCGCACUCAGACGUUGCGUUAGUGCUGAAGUUGAGGAGGGGAAACAGCCAAGGACUUGACGAGAAAACCCAUCCGAUCAAGAAAAACGAAGGGACGCGGGGACGUGUCGGCCGCUCCCCGUCUUCACCCUUCGCUCUCCAUCUUUCCUUCCCGCCCCGAGCGUGUCCGAGCGGCCAUGGGUCGGAUGCUACGACUUGUCCCGUCCUGUCCCUGCAUCGCUUUGAGUCAUGGUCAUGGGGUGGGUGUGCGAAGGAUGCGGCCCCGCGGCGCUGCCUGGGCAUCUCUGAAGCAGCUGGAGAGGAGGCCAGGGAGAGGAGGAGGAGGAGGGCAGAAGGAGCCGAGGCCGUUUCCCAGCAGGGAAGGAUGGAUAUUUGGAGAAGAGAUGUUGCUUUUUAAAUUGUGUGUGGAAUCGAAGCUGCUCUUCUGAGGAACCCAGACGGCUGCCGGCAGGUUUCGUCCUUGGUGGGGACACGCUCUGAGCUGGAGCAAAGGCCCCAAGAGGAGCUCUUGAGUUUCUGCCUCUUCGCACCAUGAGUUUGAUCUUCGUUUUUUUUUUAGUUCUGUGAGUUGCAACCUUUUGUGUAUCCAGCCCUGGACAGAGUGGGGACAUGGGACAGUGGUGGGACAUGGAAGGCACUGGGCACGCGAUGUCCAUCUGCAGAGACCGACCUGGAUCCCUCGUGGCGUCUUUGCAAAGCUUUUCAAGCAAUGGUUCGCCUGCAUCUCCACACUGUCUUCUCCAUCUGCAGCAAUUAAUUCCUUCUGGGCUGACCCAGAGGCACCAGCCCAUUUUUAACCCUUCCCUUGUGAAUCGCUGCACAUGAGACACCAGAAACAAAAUCCUCCAAAAUUCGGGUCCAUCCCAUCUGCCUCCUGCUUGCCGCCCCCAGGUAGUUGCCCAUGGAUGCUGCUUGGCUUUUGCUGGCCUUGGCGAAGCAGGAUGGUCGGUUGGCGUGGGGUGAGCUGUGCUGAAGCCCUCAGCCAUGGCAGCACUUCGGGGCUGGGCACAGGGAGGUCCCCAUGGCCCCGGCGCCACCUGGGGACAAACGUAUGGGGACAGUGAUUGAAGGUGCCUGAUAGUUUUUGGCUUCAUCCUGCUCUGGUUGGGUGUAAGAUGUCAUUUUUUUCGGUCCAAUAUUGCGAUAAUUACAGGGGUUUCUGCUUACGGGGCAGAGCCUGGUUGUAAUCAAGCUGUGGUCAGGGUUUUUUCUCCCUGCAAAUGGCCUCGAGGAGGUGCAACCAGAGGGAUGCAGGUCCAGGGUCUGCCUUGGAGACUUGAGGAACUGAGGAGAGUUUGCUCCUGUCUUGAGGGCCAGGCAGAACCCUUCACAGUCAUUUUUUGGGGGGAUGGAGCAGAACAGAUGAAAAACUGUCCUCCAUAUGCUCUAGGUUGCAUGUGGGCAACCCCAUCCUUCAUCCUCCGUCAUCCUUCAGCCCCUCCAUCCUUCAUCCUCCCCCAUCCUUCAGCCCCUCCAUCCUUCAGCCCCUCCAUCCUUCACCCUCCCCCAUCCUUCAGCCCCUCCAUCCUUCAUCCUCCGUCAUCCUUCAGCCCCUCCAUCCUUCAUCCUCCCCCAUCCUUCAUCCUACCCCAUCCUUCAGCCCCUCCACCCUUCAGCCCCAUCUCCCCAGGGCAAGGGAGGCUUCCCAGCCCUGCCUGCCCAGAGGCUGGGGAUCACUCUCCCUGGGGAGUUGCAUUCCAUACCACAACCGAAAGCUUUGGAAGAUGCCGUUUGGCCGGACCGAUCUGCAGCACAAAAGCCGCAGAGCCGAAACAGCUGUGCCCUGGAUGAGCAAACCCAGGAGAUAUUUCCAUCCGCCUUCCAAGGGUGGAGGGGAGCAACAAGAUAAAUCUCUUUCCACCUUGGAGGAUGUCCCACCCGCAGCCGUGCAAAUGCCUUCAAGUAGUGAUAGGGAUUUCAGCAGCGAUGGGGGGUUUUGCCCAGACAUUUGGCUUUCCCUUGUGCUCGCUGAAUAAUUCACACGGCCUGACAAUAACUUAUUCCAAGGGCUAUACGACAUUUCCAUCCCUGCUGUCUAUCCCUGCGUGUGCCCAUGCUGUCUUGUGACCAAAUAGUCUUUUUGCCCCACCAGAGCCUGCAGAAUGGUCCAGUUCCAUCAGUAUUUUCAGUAACUCGCGUUCGCAAGCCUUGACUUGGAAUAAAUUAGUGUCCUUUUCCCUAUCCCCAUCUCUCUGUAGACGUGUCCGCGCUGUCCUAGGGUGCUGCAGGGAAGGUGCUGCAUGAUGGGUGCAGGGGGGUCCCAGGGUGCGGAAAUUGUUUGGUUUGGGAUGAAAACGGCUGAGCCGAGCCUCUGAAAUUCCCAGGGUUGGGAUGGUGGUGGCACCAUUCAGCCCCCCAGAGCCUGGGGACUGAAGGGAUGGUCCCACUUCAUCCCAGACCUUCCGGGAGCCCCUGGUCCGGAGGGAGGGAGCAUUGCAGGUAAAGUGUUGCCAGAAAUUUAAGAAAAAAAACAUAAAAAAAAAAGGAAAAAUUGAAACCCCAUUUAGUCCUAUUGAGACAACAGAGACUGGAGGAGUUGUAUAUACGUUUUAAAAGCGAGAUUUUUUUUUUUUUUUUUUGAUAUUUCCUUCCCUCUCUGGGCUUUUAGGGCAUCUCUUCUGAAGGGCAGACUUUGAAAUCAAAGUGCUAUAAAAACCAACCCAUCUCCCGACUCCUACUGAGAUGCUCAUAUGACACGAGGCAAGGACAUCCUGUACAUAAAAAAAUAUAUAUAGAAAUAUAUAUAUAAAAAUUUAAAUACUGUUCUUAAGAUGGAUAACGUUUAUUGGUAUUACAGAUUGGAGUGGUGCUUUUUUUUUUUCUUUUUUCUUUUUAAUAAAAACAAAACAACCACACACCAAAAAAAAAAAAUAAAGACCCGAGAAAAACACCAAAUUGGAAUGAUUUGAUCUAUAUACAGAAAAAGUGACCCCGAAAGCUGGCAGCAUCCAAGAGCCGCUGCCGAAGGGACUGGUACCACGGAGCGGCUCCACCGCGGAGGGGGGACGGUGUGGUGGGAUGGAGGGAGGGAUGGCGAAGGAGGGACACGUCCCACGUGGGUUGUACCACGCACAUCCAGCUGUUGGUAACUGGUUUUUUUUUUAUUAUUAUUAUUAAUUAUUAUUAUUAUUUUUGGCUUUUUUUCCUUUGAAGAAAAUCGGUUGCAUAAAUAAAUGUUCCAAAUUUG